AUGUCCACCAAUUCAGGCCCUCGAAAUGUUCUGGCUGCCAUCGGAAAUACACCUUGCAUUGAGCUCAACCAUGUGGUUCCAGAAGGUUGCGCUCGUGUUUUCAUCAAACUUGAGGGCCUGAACCCAACCGGUUCCUACAAAGACCGAAUGGCAUGCUCAAUCAUUGAAGAAGCAGAGCGACGCGGCGAUCUGAAGCCCGGCAUGACCGUCGUCGAAGCCACAGGUGGAAGUACCGGGUCUUCACUAGCCUUGGUUUGCGCAGUCAAAGGAUACUCGUUCACAGUGGUAUCGUCAGAUGCGUUCGCAGAAGAGAAACUAAAGACCAUGGCCGCGUUUGGUGCAAAUGUCGAUAUCAUCCACAGUCCAACAGGGAAGAUAACACCUCAGCUCAUCCCGUCAAUGCGCGAAAGAGCUAGGGAAUUGUCUCAAGCCGACGACCAUUACUACGCUGAUCAAUUCAGUAACCACGAUGUUCUGGUUGGCUAUGAAGGUCUCGGUCGCGAGUUGCUGGAGCAAAUGCCCGAUGGUAUCGAUGUUUUCUGUGGUGCAGUAGGCGGUGCCGGGAUGGUCAUGGGGGUUUCGAAGGUGUUGAAGUCCCACAACCCGAACUGCCAUGUUACUGUCCUCGAACCAGCUUCUGCUCCUGUUAUCACUAAAGGAUAUGGGGGUCAACACUCUGUUGAGGGAAUUGGAAUUGGCUUCAUUCCACCAAUGCUGAACAAAGAGCUUUAUGAUGAGGCUCUCGCAAUUGAAGAAGCCGAGGGUCGUGCAAUGGCCCGAAGACUGGCCCGAGAGGAGGGCAUCCUUGCAGGAACUUCUACUGGUCUGAAUGUAGCUGCUGCGAUCCAUUUAGCCAAGCAACUUGGCCCAGGGAAGACCGUCGUUACCGUUGCGUGCGACACUGGCUUGAAAUACGUCCGCGGAGACCUGUAUAAUCAGUGA
Penicillium olsonii is the source of this 942-nucleotide messenger RNA. Lineage: Eukaryota; Fungi; Ascomycota; Eurotiomycetes; Eurotiales; Aspergillaceae. The record is from the annotation of a GenBank genome assembly.